Messenger RNA from Armigeres subalbatus, 4378 nucleotides. RefSeq lists its product as uncharacterized. The transcript has 6 exons. NCBI's taxonomy places the organism in Eukaryota, Metazoa, Arthropoda, Insecta, Diptera, Culicidae. Gene Ontology annotation, molecular function: nucleic acid binding. Gene Ontology annotation, biological process: DNA integration. The coding region runs from base 77 to 4378 and encodes 1433 amino acids. The record is from RefSeq and is a predicted model, not a curated record.
GUUAAUUUACGAAUACAUGAUAUUACACUCUUCAAUGAUGUGUAUGUAAAGUAGCGAUAUUCCUGAUACGGAAAAUAUGGAACCAGAAGCAAAUUCGGGCGGCGCUAGCUUGCCGGUAGUUCAGCAGAAUGUAUCAAUCUUUAGCCCUGCCUCAUACAACUUGCCGCAUUUCAAAUAUAGGCACCUGCCACAAUCAGAGAUUCGCAAUGCUUGGGGAUUGUGGAUUAGAUGGUUUGAAACCAUAAUGGCAGCUUCCAAUGUCACAGAUGGCCCAAGUCGAAAAAUGCAGUUACUUGCAAUGGGAGGAAUGGAACUGCAGAGCGCUUUCUACGGAAUACCGGGAUGUGACGAAGAUGACGAUGAUGAUCCGUACGUUUCAGUAAAAAAGAAGCUGACUGAUUUUUUCUCACCCAAACACCAUGAGAGUUUCGAACGAUUCCUCUUUUGGUCAAUGGUGCCUGGCGAUGAAGAGUCUAUCGAGAAAUUCGCUUUACGGGUUCAACAAAAGGCAGAAAAAUGCUCCUUCGGAAAAACGGAAACAGAAAGCCGACAUAUUGCGGUUGUGGAUAAAAUAAUCCAAUACACUUCAGAUGACCUUCGUCAAAAGAUGCUGGAAAAGGAGCAUCUGACACUUGACGAAGCUAUGAAGAUAAUAAAUGCAUACCAAUCAGUAAGGUACCAAUCGGCCAAAAUGAGUACGAAAUCUGAUAGAAGUUCGAACAAUCGUGGCUUGGAGUCAGAAGGAUCUACUGUGAAUCGGCUGUAUGAAACACAUUCCAAUACAACAAGAGCAAAUCCACGCUGUUUGCGCUGUGGAUACAGCCGACAUCGAGAAUUAGAUCACUGUCCAGCGUUGAAUAAAACUUGUCUUCGCUGUAAGAAAGUCGGGCAUUUCAAAUCCGUAUGCAAAACUAAUAGCAAGGAAACAGGUUCUAGUGCUUUCCAGCGAGCAUUUGACCGCAAACGCAAAGCUCCAGGUUCGAACAAUCAAGGGUUAUCGCGUCCGCCAAAAUACUCCCGACCGGUAUUCAACAUCGAGGACGAAUCAAAAUGUGAAGAAUAUCCGGUGUAUAAUGUAGGAGAAUCGGACGAACUGAUAUCCUGCUGCAUUGGCGGAGUAAGAAUAACUAUGCUCAUUGAUUCGGGCUCAAAACAUAAUCUCAUCGAUGAUACCACCUGGAAUCUUAUGAAAUUAAGAGACGUUAAAGUACGUAACGAGAGAUUUGACAAUGAAAAGCGAUUUUUGGCAUAUGGUCGUGUCCCAUUGAAGCUAAUCACAGUAUUUGAUGCGGAUAUGGAAAUCAAUGAUGGAGACAAGCUAUUGAAGACGACCUCAACUUUCUACGUGAUAGAAAAAGGCCAGCAACCGUUACUAGGAAAAGUAACCGCGCAGCAAAUAGGAGUUCUUCAAAUUGGAUUGCCAAGUUCACAUAACGCUUCGAUCAGUAGAGUAGAUACAGGGAAACAACCUUUCCCUAAAAUAAAAGGAAUAGAGUUGAGUUUGCCUAUUGAUAGGACAGUCCCACCUGUCAUCCAACCACUUCGACGGUGUCCUAUUCCUUUAUUGCAACAGGUUGAAUCAAAGUUGGACGAACUUCUACAAAUGGAUAUUAUCGAAAAAGUCACUCGGCCCACUUCAUGGGUUUCCCCGUUGGUCCCAAUACUAAAGGACAACGGAGAGCUCCGUUUGUGUGUUGACAUGCGUAGAGCAAAUAUGGCCAUUAAAAGACUGAACCAUCCGCUACCUGUUUUUGACGAUUUACUUCCAAAAUUUCGAAAUGCUAAGAUGUUUACAACUCUAGAUAUAAAACAGGCGUUUCAUCAGGUCGAGUUAACGGAGGAAUGCCGUGAUGUGACCACGUUCAUUACAAACUGGGGUUUGUUUCGAUAUAAGCGUUUACUAUUCGGUGUGAAUUGUGCACCGGAAUUGUUCCAGAAUCUAAUGGAGACUAUUUUAGCUGAGUGUGAGAAUACAGUUGUUUAUAUCGACGAUAUCGUGAUGUUCGGGUCCACCGAAGAAGAACACGAUGCCGCCGUUAAGCAAACCCUGGCCGUUUUGAACAGCUAUGGCAUUCUACUGAAUGACCACAAAUGUAAAUUCAAACAAACCGAAAUCUUGUUCAUGGGUCACAAGUUAUCACCAGAAGGAGUUUCACCAGCUGAACAAAAGGUUAAAUCCAUUUUACAGUUUAGACCACCACAAACCAAAGAAGAGCUAAGAAGCUUUCUUGGUUUAGUGACGUACGUGUCACGAUUUAUUCCGAAUUUGGCUACACUAAAUUUUCCACUCAGAGAAUUACUCAAACAGCAAACACCAUUCUCUUGGGAACCGAAGCACCAACGAUCGUUUGAGCAACUCAAGCAACAGAUUGGAUCCCAUGAUCAUCUUGGGUACUACGACCCAAACGAUCGGACUUUAUUAGUAACUGACGCUUCGGGAGUGGGACUAGGAGCUGUACUAAUACAAUUCAAAGAGAACCGACCCAGAGUCAUUGGCUAUGCAUCAAAAAGUCUCUCGGAAGCCGAGAAAAAGUAUCCCCCUAUUGAAAAAGAAGCCCUUGGGCUUGUUUGGGGCGUGGAACGCUUCAAAAUAUAUCUCUUGGGAAUAAGCUUUGAGUUAGAGACUGAUCAUAAGCCGCUCGAAACUCUAUUCACCGCUACGUCACGACCAACGGCUAGAAUUGAAAGAUGGAUGCUGCGUCUUCAGGCAUUCAAAUUCAAAGUCGUCUAUCGUAAGGGUUCAGCCAACUUAGCUGAUACCCUUUCAAGAUUGGGAGCGCACGUACAAGACAAUCAAUGGAGCGAUGAAAGUGAGGUGUUCAUUCGACGUGUUUCGGCUGAGUCGUUAUCAACGUUACCAAGUUUCAGAAAUGAUCCUGAUUUUGACCCUGAUACUGAAAUCUGCAUUCGUACUAUUCAGGAAGCUGCUGCAGUUGACAUCGAAGAAGUCAUGCAAGCUACCGCACAGGACCCGGAAAUGCAGAGAUUAAAACAGUGUAUCAUUAACGACUCCUGGAAUUGUGGUGAUUUGCGACAAUAUAUCCCAUUUCGAAAUGAAUAUACGUAUGUAAACACUUUAAUCUUACGUGGAUCCAAACUGGUCAUACCCGUAAGCUUACGACAGAGAAUGCUGCAAUUAGCACAUGAGGGCCACCCCGGACAGUCAAUGAUGAAACGACGUUUGCGGGAACGAUGCUGGUGGCCAGGAAUAGACAAAUCAGCCAUUGACACUUGUGAAGCUUGUGAAGGUUGCCGAUUAGUUCAACUACCAGAUCCACCGGAACCGAUGAUGCGGCGUCCAUUACCUGAUCGGCCGUGGCUCGACAUAGCUAUUGAUUUUCUGGGCCCAAUGCCAUCUGCGGAAUACAUCCUUGUAGUAAUCGAUUACUACAGUCGUUAUAUGGAGUUGGAGAUUAUGAGCAAAAUUACGGCUCAAGAAACAAUCAAGAGGUUGAAGCGAAUCUUUCGAAUUUGGGGACCUCCGAGAACGAUUACCUUGGACAACGCCAAACAAUUUGUGUCUUGUGAAUUCGAAGACUACUGCAAGACGAAUGGUAUUCAUCUUAACCACACAUCUCCCUACUGGCCACAGGCAAAUGGGGAGGUCGAACGGCAAAACAGGGGUGGCAUUGCGCAUCUCGAAUCGAAUCACUCUAUUCGACACGGUAGUAAGUUUUGCAGAAGCAAGCGAGAAUGCAAAAUAGACGGUUGCAAGGGAAUGCACAAUCGUUUAUUGCAUAAAUCAGCCGUCGAGAAACCCAAGGAAAAUCAAAAUCUGGAGAAGGACAAAACUAACAAUAAUCAUCAUGGAAGUCGGAAAUCAACGGUAUAUUAUCAAAUAGUACCAGUAACGUUGCAGAAUGGAAAACUCUCUUUGGAAACAUUCGCUUUCCUUGAUCCCGGCUCGUCAUUAAGCCUUUUGGAUCAAUCGGUAGCGGAUAAACUUGGGCUCCAUGGACGGUCAGAACCACUGGAAUUAACCUGGACGCAGAACGUUUCAAAGGAAUCACCUAGCCGAAGAGUACAGCUGUGGAUACGCGGACAUGGAGAAAAAACUUAUUCAAUGAAGGAUGUCAGGACCAUCGAGAACAUUGAACUUCCAACGCAAACAUUGGAUAUUAAACACAUGAAGAAGGAGUUCACUUAUUUAGCUGAUGUUCCAGUUCAGGGAUACGUCAACGCCAAGCCCAUGAUUUUAAUUGGCAUGGAGCACGCUCAUUUGUUGUUGACGACCGACAGAAGGGUAAGUGACGAGAACUCGCCGAUGGCAGCGCGUACCAAACUAGGAUGGUUGAUUUUCGGUAAGGUAUAUAGAGAACCGAAGAAACUAGAUUCACCAGAUUUAAUCCCGAAUCAAAAUGAGGAACAUGAUAUAUGA